This is a messenger RNA of Porites evermanni, 6253 nucleotides long. The record is from the annotation of a GenBank genome assembly. Lineage: Eukaryota; Metazoa; Cnidaria; Anthozoa; Scleractinia; Poritidae.
AUGGCGUCCGAACUUGCCGAUGUCACAUUAGAAACCUCCAUGGUAUGUUUUUCUUGUCCUCUAGAAAGCAACUGUCUUUGUGUUAUUUCAUUCACUGUUUCUGUUACUCUCUAAUACAAAUCACCUGUGAAGCGUGUAUUACUGCGUACCUAUAUACACCUUGAUAACGAAUUUGGUCGUCACACGAGUCUUAUUAAUUGUGCAUUUCAAGGGUGAAAUUAAAUGUGAGUUAUACUGGAAACAUGCCCCCAGGACUUGCAGAAAUUUUAGAGAUUUGGUGAGUAUUUACCUGGUUGCUGACUUUAUUGAUCAUGUCAGAAAAUAAUAUUAUUGAAUGUCCCAUGAAGUAUCGUUGUGGUGGACAAGAAAAAACUUCAGAAUGGCUAAACUGUAGAACACGCAGACACUAUAAACCUCUCGAAGAGCUGCUUUUUAGUCUACUAGACGUCCAAAUUUACCAAAAAAAGCUAAAAAAUAAAUUGAAAGAGUAUUUUUAUGAUUCCUGUCUUCAUUCUUCAGCAUUUACAAAGCUUAGUAAUUUUUCAUUCUCUUAGCCUUAAAGUAAAAUUAUAACAUAGCGCGCGUGCUUUCCCUAUAUAAGUCCUAUUGAGCCGCUAUGAACAAAAUCUUUAUUUACGCACGCCCGUGCGUAAAUAAGAUGACGUAAGCAUCUUGUUUUACCAGGCUGCAGAGUUGUCGUCUUUUAAGCUGCAGUGCAGUUUUCCUUCUCUUUAAAAUAUGGAAGAAACCAGCGAAGAACUGCCCGAUUUUUCUAUCGGCAUUGACCUUUUAGGUCCUGAUCCAACACGCAGCAAAAAUUGAGCCGAAUUAAAAAAACUCGCAUGUUGCGCGUNGUUUUGCUACUUGUCGAGUUAGCUAUAUGUUAUGGCAUUAAUUUUGGGUGCUUGGCGUCUUGACGUCUUAUUUAAACAGUAUGUGAAGUUCAAGCACAGGAUUACAAUUUAUUUUAAUUUACAGUUAGCAGCAAGUUUGAACGAUUAGUUGAUGUGGCGAACUCGAACAUGUAGUGAACUUGACAAGUACAUGUAGCGAAACCCGCUGUUACCAUUUUAAGUUAAUUACCUGGGCUGAGUUGCUCAAAGCAUGGUUAGCUUUAACCAUUGGUUAAGCAGUAUCAAAACCAAUACGUUGUCAAGGUAUUAAAUGCUGGUUAACGCUAACCAUGCUUCGAGCAACUGGGCCCUGAUUUAGAUUUGUCAUGGUAUGUCUAGCGUGACAUGCCAUAUAUGAUCAAGCAUGCUUCAUGCACGAUAUAAUCUUGAGUAGAGCUCAUUUUGUGAUUAAAAAAAGAAAGACUUAAAUGAAUCUUUGUGCAUCUGCAUCCCAUUUUAUCACAAGAUUUAUCCACUGCAAAUGCAGGGAUGUAGGAGCAGUCAUUUUUUCACCCCAUUAUGUAUAAAGUUCAUUCAUUUUCGUCCUUAUCCGAGAAGACUAGAAAGUUUGAGCAUUUUGCUGAUGUCAUGGCAAAGGCGGCACUUUGUUUUCAGUUAUUUAAAGACCCUAAGUGUUGGUCCUGCCAGGGUUCGAACCCACGACCUCCCGCCCAGCAGACCAGUGCUCUCCCAACUGAGCUAACCAGGGGACGGUAUUAUGGUUGUCACAGGUCAGGAGAUAGCCAGGGAAAAAACUUAUUCUGAAAUUACUAGUUGUAGGAGACAGUACAUGUAUAAAUCUAGUAAAAAGGUAUUGUCAAAUCAUUUAUUCACAGUUUAGUGGUUAGAAUACUCAAUGGGUCUUUGAGAGCAGGAAAUCAAGUUUUUUUGACUCAGUGUAUUUUUUUCACCCACCUUUAAUAAUAAUAUUAUUGUUUUAACAGGCAGCGAGAGGAUAUUAUAAUAACUGCAAAUUUCACAGAGUUAUAAAGGUAAGAGAAAAGAACAGGAGAAAAAUUUUAACAGUAAAAAAGUAUCACAAUAUAUUACUGAUAAUCUGUUAGUUUUCAUUGUGGCCUAUAAAUAUGGCCAGAAACAAAUUAUUAUAUAAUAUAAAGGCAAUUUUGAUUGACGGCAACAAAAAAAGGAAUUGUGAAGGUGGCUUUUGAACUUCACAGUUCGUGCGUUUUUGAAAAGCGCAGUAAAUUUAUACAUGCAAAUUUUUUUUAAAGAUUGUUUUCUUGCACACCCAGUGAUUUUGUUACAAAUAGUUAUGGUGAGUUUUGGGACUCAUCCUGUGUAAAAUCAUAAGUCCCAUUCCAGAUCCGAUGAGUUCCAGUUCAAAAAAACAAGGAGUUAUGCUUGGGCCUUUACGUAACCAGACAGUAAAUCUAGAGACAGACUCCAAACUCUUUAUUACAGUUUACUGAAAUUGAAAUGUAGUCCUCCUAUAUAUUUAAAGCCCAAUAAUAUUAAAAGACUAUUAAAAUAAAUAUUCAUGUAAUAUAUCUUUAAACAACAGCCACAGAAAUUACACGUACAGGAUAUUCUACCAAAAUAUCUUCAAAUUGACUGAUCAUUCUUUGCGUCCUAUGGGAUGCAUGCCAUGAAUUAUUUUGUGUCUUUGGGGAAUUGUUAUGUUUCAGGGAUGAGGACGCAGGGGUAACAAAAUCACUGACACCUCACCGUUAUGGACUUGUGCUACUACUUAAACUAACUAAAAGAGGUUCUUCUGGAGUUGACUGUCAAAUAGGAUGUUAUGCCAGAAACAAGAUAACUCCUUGUGUGCUCCUUUUUUGUUAUAGGGUUUCAUGAUCCAAACAGGGGAUCCUACAGGGACUGGAAAAGGAGGUGCUUCUGUGUAUGGGUGAGUAUGCUUAAAAAGUCUCUAAAAGUAUUGCAAUAACACUUUAAAACAGUUAACCCAAAAUCUGCAACCCUCUUUUCUAAGUGACCAACUGUCCAAAACACCAAAAUUUUACCAGUUAAAGCCCUAUUAGAACACCUUAUGUAAACCACUAUCACUUGUAAGCAACCAAUAUCUUAAACACAAAAAGAGAAGUUUUCUAUCUCAGCCUGGCCAUGUAAUAUCCUCUAUGUCACUAGCAUACAUGUAAAGUGCGGUAUUCUUUUAUGCAAUAGGCCUGCUUUUGAAGAUGAAAUAACAAGAGAAUUAAAGCAUACAGGUGCAGGAAUUCUGUCAAUGGCAAAUAGGUAACAAUCAUUUUCCUUUAAACAGGAUGUCAGGGUCCGAAAUUAACUUUUUAAUAUGGGCGCCAACUGGUGAGCAAGUAUAAAUUUUUGGUCGUCAGAGGGCAAAUUAUGGUCGCCAAAAAUUCCCCUUGGUGGCUUGGAAACGUUCAACUCGUAUUGAUCGUAGCUGUUGUGGAGGUAUAUUUAUUUUACAGGAAGAUUCGUUUCACUUUUAAAUUAAAAAAUAUCAGCAGGACAAAAAGUACGCCCCUGUUGGCAAAUAGCUUCGAGGUUUCAAUUCCUAAUCAUUUUCUCCGAGCGUGAAAGUCUACAAUAUCAACCAGCUUUACAAGUCGCCAGCUGGCGACCGGCUAUGAAAUUCUGAUCGCCAGAACUGAAUUUUUUGGUCGCUUUGGCAACCAGGAAGGUGCAAUUUCGGACCCUGGAUGUAUAGCAAUCUGUAAUCUUGUAGUUCAAGUUCAUAUCAUUAUUAUGAUUUUAUUGCACUUUGAUUUACCUUUUGUUUGAGUGUUUGGGUAGUUGAUUUUGUUGGCUAUGCUUAAACAAGAAGUUUACCAUGAUGUUCUGAAUAAAUAAAACUAUAUAAUGAAAUUAUAUAGUAAAAAAGGUAAAUUAUUUUUUGAAAUCUUUAUUGACUUUUGAAUUUUUUUAGUGGUCCAAAUACUAAUGGCAGCCAGUUUUUCAUCACUUUGGCUCCAACACAGUGGCUUGACGGUAAGAAUACAUGUUUGACAUUUUAGUAAUGAAUACACUCAUUGUCAGGCCAUGAAUCAAAGCCAUUUUAGGUCAUAUCUACUUCAUUGUAGGUCAAUUAGUUUAGCUCAUUGUAGGUCAUUGUAGCUCAACUGUAGCUCAUGUUUUGUUUUAGUAGUACAGCUAGUGGAACCCUGCUCUAAGGACACCCAGCUUUGGCAUACAUAGAGGAAAUUUCAAUUGUCACAACCCAAAACUAAUACUUUUUUUAAAAAUUCAUCUGCUCAAUACCGACACUGGUUGAUAUGGACAAUGAACAUUUACACUGUCUCUGUGUACUGUGUCACAAAGUCCCUCACAUCAUCAACCCAUCUUUACGGACACUGUUUAANGAGGUAUAUUUAUUUUACAGGAAGAUUCGUUUCACUUUUAAAUUAAAAAAUAUCAGCAGGACAAAAAGUACGCCCCUGUUGGCAAAUAGCUUCGAGGUUUCAAUUCCUAAUCAUUUUCUCCGAGCGUGAAAGUCUACAAUAUCAACCAGCUUUACAAGUCGCCAGCUGGCGACCGGCUAUGAAAUUCUGAUCGCCAGAACUGAAUUUUUUGGUCGCUUUGGCAACCAGGAAGGUGCAAUUUCGGACCCUGGAUGUAUAGCAAUCUGUAAUCUUGUAGUUCAAGUUCAUAUCAUUAUUAUGAUUUUAUUGCACUUUGAUUUACCUUUUGUUUGAGUGUUUGGGUAGUUGAUUUUGUUGGCUAUGCUUAAACAAGAAGUUUACCAUGAUGUUCUGAAUAAAUAAAACUAUAUAAUGAAAUUAUAUAGUAAAAAAGGUAAAUUAUUUUUUGAAAUCUUUAUUGACUUUUGAAUUUUUUUAGUGGUCCAAAUACUAAUGGCAGCCAGUUUUUCAUCACUUUGGCUCCAACACAGUGGCUUGACGGUAAGAAUACAUGUUUGACAUUUUAGUAAUGAAUACACUCAUUGUCAGGCCAUGAAUCAAAGCCAUUUUAGGUCAUAUCUACUUCAUUGUAGGUCAAUUAGUUUAGCUCAUUGUAGGUCAUUGUAGCUCAACUGUAGCUCAUGUUUUGUUUUAGUAGUACAGCUAGUGGAACCCUGCUCUAAGGACACCCAGCUUUGGCAUACAUAGAGGAAAUUUCAAUUGUCACAACCCAAAACUAAUACUUUUUUUAAAAAUUCAUCUGCUCAAUACCGACACUGGUUGAUAUGGACAAUGAACAUUUACACUGUCUCUGUGUACUGUGUCACAAAGUCCCUCACAUCAUCAACCCAUCUUUACGGACACUGUUUAACAUUACUUUCUAUGACUGAAUUUUACCAGUGAAAACCCAACAGGAAUAUGGCAAGUGACCUUUCAAAGGUUCUGUCUAAUGUUCAGUCCACCUGGCUGAGUGGCAAACUAAGAUCAUCAAUAAUGCAAAGUAAAGUCCGAGAUUCCAUCAUCAUGUUUAGGGGAAAAUACUUGUAAAAGAUAAUUCUGGUCCAAGAAUACAAUAAAAGAUCCUUAGGUUUAUUUAGGAUGAACUUGUUAAAGUUACGGCUAAGAAAUAAACCAUGUUUUCUCCCAAAAAUGUCUGCUUUCCUCUUCAUAUCAGUAAAACACAUGUCCAUGUUGUUUUUUCUGAGAGCCUGCUUAAUAUGGACACCCAGUUGAUAUGGGCACAACGACAUGUGCUCUUGGUGUAUCAUUAACCAGGUUGCACUUUACAAUAGCAUCAUUGUCCUAGAGAAUUUUUUUUUUUUUUUUUAAAUUAAUGCUUCUUUCCUUUCCCUUUUUAGUUAAGUUGGUCCUUAUAGAUGUUUGUUUUCUGGGGGAAAAUGACUUGUCUGUUUCUUGAAAAGGCCUUACUUAGGUUUUGGACAAAACAGCUGCAUUUAAUAGUGCUCAUUUUGUCAUUUCUUGCAGGCAAACAUACAAUAUUUGGUAGAGUGUCUGGUGGAAUUGAGAUAGUCAGGAGAAUAGGGCUGGUAGAAACUGACCCUUCAGACAGGUAAUUUGGUUUAAACCUUUAGUGGCUUAGGUGCAGCCAAAUUCACUCAAAAAAUAUACGUUCCCAAGAUAUAUACCUACGCUAAGCUUCUUAGAGACUGGGGGAGAAAGCAGAUGAUAAUUUUUUAUCUUUCAUCAAUAUUUAUUUUUAUUUUGCCUUUUAGUGUCACUGUACAGGGCUCUAAAUAAAAUUGCAUCUUUGUUGACUGUACAUGUACAUGUUGUAGUUAAUUUCUUGUCUCAGUUAAUUUUGUUUUCUCACUAGUUAAUUUUUUGCUAACUAGAUAAUUUUUUUCUAGCUAGUUUAUUUUUUUCUAACUAGGUAAAUAAUAAUUUAACUAGUUACUGGUAAUUCCAACUUUUUCCUUUAAAUAGAUGAUUACAAUGUUUAUAUAAUUCUACUUUUUAAGGCCACUUCAUGAUGUUUACAUCUUACAUGGAAAGGCAUUGUAA